Nerophis ophidion (straightnose pipefish) is the source of this 12276-nucleotide messenger RNA. It is a transcript of the gene ppargc1b, whose product is annotated as peroxisome proliferator-activated receptor gamma, coactivator 1 beta. Lineage: Eukaryota; Metazoa; Chordata; Actinopteri; Syngnathiformes; Syngnathidae. The transcript has 12 exons. Gene Ontology annotation, molecular function: transcription factor binding; nucleic acid binding. The coding region runs from base 68 to 2620 and encodes 850 amino acids. Gene Ontology annotation, biological process: positive regulation of transcription by RNA polymerase II. The record is from RefSeq and is a predicted model, not a curated record. Gene Ontology annotation, cellular component: nucleus.
CGCCGGCGGCACUGCAGCCCCCUGCUAUACCGCGCUGUAUGUCUCCUCGGCGUUCAUUCACUAGAAGAUGGCGGACUGCGCUCCACUAUUAGAUGAGGAACUCUCGUCAUUCGUCUUCAAUUACCUGACGGAGAACCCGGACAGCCAGUAUGGGGAGGAGGAGGUGUGCUCAGACCGCCUGGACACCGACUUCCCGGACAUCGACCUUUCUCAGCUGGACACCAGCGACUUUGACAGCGUCAACUGUCUCGGCGAGCUGCCCUGGUGCAGCGACCAGGUUUCGGACGCCUCGCCCGCCUCCAUCCACUACAGUACAAACGACCAGCUGUUUGAGAUAGAGGAGGAGAAUGCGGCCCUUCUCGCCGCUCUCACCGACAGCCUGGACGGGAUGGUGGAUGCCGAAGUGGGCGGGCUCUCCGUCUUCCCCGCCCUGGGGGAGGAGCCGGGGCAGGACGAGGAAGACAAGGACCGACUUUCUCUGAGCGCCGACGACUUCGGGCGUUCGCCGCGGGCCGAGAUGGACAGCCCUUCUCUCCUGGAGAAACUCCUGCUGACUCCGCCCAACGUGCCCGCGGGGAAAGAUGGGCAUCGCUAUAGCAACAAAGGAUGGCGCCUGCGGCCUGCGCGACCCCAGGCGAAGAUGGACCCCUUUCAGGAGCGGAAGCCCCGGGCGGUGCGUCCGGCGGGCCGCCUGUGCACCGAGCUCCACCGCCACCUCACCACCACGCGCAGCACGGAGGAGCCUCGGGCGGCCGACACGGAGGAGGACGAGGAAGACGAGGACAGCGAGUCGGAGGAGGACGACGAGGAGGAGGAAGAGGAGGAGUCCUCCACCAGCGAGGCGGAGGGCGCGGCAACCACCACCACCGCCGAGCCUCAGUUCAGCUCGGAGAAAGAACUCCACUCGGUGGUGGCGCUGAUCACGUACAUGCACACGUACUGCAUGCCGGCGCGCAAGCAGCAGGGUCUGGACCGCAAGGACCCGCCCAGACCGCGGGCUCGACCCGACGCCCUCCGCCCGCCCGCCACAAACUCUCACAGCCGUUUGGUCCUGGUGGAGACCCCGGUGACCGGCGGGUGCGCCACCAGGAGGCUUCCCUUCGUGAGGCGGCGGGAGGUGAAGGCCAACUCGCUGCUCCGUGACCUCCUGCAGCAGAGGAGCUCUUUUGACGUGAGCAAGCCUUACAGACUGCUCAGCCCGCCGUACACCCGAGGAAGAGGAGGAGCCAACACCCACACGCCCAGCUCCGCCCCCGUUAAGCAGGAGAAAGACUCCCCCGAGAGGAGACGACACUCCUACGAGGCGGCGAAGAACCCGGCGGAGGACGGCGCCUCCUUCUCGGUGCGGCGCUCCAGGCGUCUGGCCUCCUUCCCCAGCCGCUUCGCCAAGAGGCUGCGGCCCGAGCGGGCGAGGGAGGGCGACGGGAUGACGGAGAGAGAAGACGGCCCGGCGGCGACCAAGCUCUCGCCGACGCAAGCCGGUGGUGGGACCACCACGGAGGCGCAGACGGAGAAGCCGCAGCGAGGCGACCCGGCGGAGGCCACCGAAAUCUCCUGCCACAGUGAAAAGCGAGCCUGCCUGUGUCUGCCUCUCAACGCCAGCAAGUCCACAGGAGAGUUCAGCACUAAGAGCUUCGAGCAGACGCUCAGCAUGGACCUGUGCGGAACUGCAGGUCUGACCCCGCCCACCACGCCGCCCCACAAACCCGUGGAGGACGAACUCUUCAAGCCGGCAGAGGCCGCAAAGGGCGGCGGCGGCGGCGGCGAGGGCGGCACCAAAGGCUCCUGGCUGAGCCGCGCUCACCAGCGGAAGCUUCCGGAGCAGACGGAGCUCUACGCCCAGCUGCGCCGGAUGGGCCAAGCCGGCGACGGCGACGCCUGCCACGGCUUCGGCGACCACGACUACUGCGCCCUGAGCCUCGGGGAAAGCCGCAAGCGAAGCAUCGCCAUGCUCGGCGCCAUGCUGCAGGCGCCAGGGGAAGCCAAAGCGGGCACUGAGGCAACCAGAGAGGACGACGGCGAGAGUCCGGAGGUCACGGAGCCUCAGGAGCGGCAGGAGAAAGUGCAGACGUCACCGCCGCCGCCGCCGCCGCCUGGCUGCCAGUUGCCGGACGCCACGCCGCCGUCAUCCGAGGAGGAGGCGGAGCGCUCGUCUGGAUCCCGCUCGCCCUCCCCGACUCUCCAUCUGUGUCCCGACUCUCCCGCCAGCAAGACGGACUCCAGUGAAAACUCGGAGGUCUGCCCCGACGAGGAGCAGCGGAGCAGAGCCAAUUCUGACGAGGAGAACUGUCAGGUGUUCUACAUCCACAACCUGCCCAGCAGCAUGACCCAGAGCAUGCUGAGGAAGCGCUUCCAGGUCUUUGGCAAGGCGGACGACUGCAAAGUCAUCAUCUGCAACGAGGAGCGCUGUGGGGUCAUAAAGAUCCGGCAGUCCGGGAUUCAGAGACACCGGAGGGAACGUGAGAAUGUCUUCCAGAGCGCGCAGGCCACCCUGAGGAGACUGGCGAGGAAACGCUACAUAGACCUCGACGAGGCGGGUCCAGGUCCCAUCAAGAGCAAGUACGACGCACUGGACUUUGACACUCUGCUGAAGGAGGCCCAGAAGUCUCUGCACCGCUGACCGUCCAGCCUGAGUCACGGUGCCCUCUCAACAGGCUCCGCUCCUUCUGGACACGCCUCCCGGUAACCUCCUUGCACGGCGACCUCGCAAAGAUGUUUACAUUUUUAACCAUUGGAAUAACGCAACAAGAAGAAGCUUUUUUUUUUUUCGUUAAAAAAAACAACAAAAAAACAGGAGGAUUCCGCUCAUCACGGAGGAGGAGAGACAAUGGCGGGAACGGAACUUUCUUAAGAGUAACGCCGCAAAGCUGCUUCCUGUCUGUGUUGGUGACAUCAGCGCCUGAGAGACCUCUGUAGCGAGUCUUUGCUAAUGUCACGUCGGUCCUCGUGGUGUGUUUCUCUGCGCGUGCGUGUGUGCGUUCUUUGUGUGUGUUCUCUGUUCUCUUUGUUUGGUCAAAAGAAAAUAGCGGGGGAAGGAGGGAGGGGGGGUAACUUCCUGUUUCCGGGUCGCACGCAAGCGGGUGAAGCGAAACUGCAAUCUAGACGUGGAAGGGGGGAAAAAACAACAACAAAAAAAGACCCGCUUUGUUGGAUGUGUACAUUUUACAGAAUCGUCGCGCGUGUGUGUGUGUGUGUGUGUGUGUGUGUGUGUGUGUGUGUGUGUGUGUGUGUGUGUGUGUGUGUGUGUGUGUGUGUGUGUGUGUGUGUGUGUGUGUGUGUGCGUGUGUUACGGACUAAGAAUAUAACGUUUAAUGUAAUCGGGUGGUAAAGUUUACAAUUCUAAAAUGAAGAAGAAAAACAAUGUUUUUUUUCUUUUUUGUAACUGUAGUGCUUCCUUGAUUUGAUCUAUGCACUGUCAGGAGGUUUCCGCUUGCCUCCUCUUUAACGCCCCGCCGCCGCCGCCGCUUAACUCACGCCCAGCUUUUUGCGGAGGCGCCCCCUGCUGGCCACUGCGUGUCGCCCCCUGCUGGCCACUGUGGGUCAUGCGCGCCACACAAAGACUUCCGACCGGGACGUGGGAACAUUAACCGAUUCCGAUGUUUGGGGUGAUGAUUACAUUCUCCAUUCAAACCGAUUCUCGCAGUAUUUGGCGUAAUAAUUAUAAUGAAACUUUUUCAAAACAACACACAGGUUAGAAAAGCAUGUAGAUAGCCAAAAACAUAUUUAAUUUUUUUAUUUUUUUAUUUCAUUGAAUUUAAAUUUUUUGUCCAAUUUAGAUAGAAGGUGAGUAGAAAUCGCGAUUCGGAUGUCAAUCCAUUUUUUUUUUUUUUUUUUUAAUGCAGAUAGGCGAACAUGGUGGGAAUGGUUCAAUCAUACCGCCCCCUGCUGUUUCGGAGUCUUUAAGGUAAAAUUCAAAGUCUUUAAGCCAUGAUUGAUUUAUGACAUUUAGCAUAUUUAUGAGUGAUAUUUGCUAAGUUAGGAGGUUUCCUUAGCUGUGUCGAUACAGGAGGAAAAUAAGCAACACCCAAAAAUGCCGAUUUUUACUCUCAAACUCAUUUUUAUUGUGAGCCUCAUCACACUUAUGGUCGUCCCUCGCCAAAUCGCGCUUCAAAUAUUGCAGCUUCUCUACUUCACUUUUUUUUAAAGUGUAUUCCACUUUUUUUUUUUUUUUCCUAAAUUUAGCACUUUUAUUUAUAAGCAUGACUAAAUAAACUAAAGGCAUCAAUUCUACAUGACUUUUGGCCAAACCAAUCAGAGUGCACCGUUCAGUAUCGUGGCCAGUGAUUGGCUCAGCGUUAUUAUAUGGGCUAAAACCUUUUUGACCCCGGGGCCCGACUUUUCCUCUACAGAGGGGGUCGGGCCCCACUCAAAUUUUAGCACCAAAUUAGUAAUGUUACAUAAUAAAAUAUUCAAUAAUAUCUAACAGUUUACCAGGAUAAAAUAUGAAAACAUGAGUUAAUCGUAAAGAUUAUUAUCAACGCUUAAGUCAGGCUGAUUACAAUAAUAAAUACUAAGAAAAUAACCUGCAAAAAAAUAUGAAAAGUAAAUUAACACACAAUUAUGCAGUCCUAAAAAUUAAUCAGUUCUAACCAAAUUAUUAAUAAAUAAUAAUGAUGAUAUAUUUGAAGAAUUGUCAUUAAAAUAUAAUUGCAAAUGAAAAUACAGCUUCACCACUUUGGUCAUCAUUUUUGCGCUUAAGAAACUUCUCUGGGACUUUAUCCCCAGGCUUCUUCUUUUUGUUUGAUAUUGUCAUUACUGCCACAAGUGGUGGAAAAGUGUAUUACAACAGAGUACCGCUGCGGCCCAUUCGGACCCAAGCUGAGAAAUAGAUAUUUUUGUAUAUAGACACAUAUGUAUGUAUGUAUGUGUGUACGUAUAUAUAUAAAUGUGUGUGUGUAUUAAUGUAUAUGUAUACAUAUAAACAUACAUAUAUACGUAUACAUAUAUGUACAUAUACACAUGUAUAUAUGUAUACAUAUAUAUACAUACAUAUAUGUAUAUAUACAUAUAUCUAAUUAUGUGCAUAUAUAUAUAUAUAUAUAUAUACACAUAUAUGUAUAUAUGUUUAUAUACACAUAUAUAUGUAUAUAUAUAUACAUAAAAAUAUGAGUAUAUAUACAGUAUAUAUAUGUAUAUAUGUACAUAUGUGUAAAAAAAAAAAAAGAACAUAUAAAAAUAUUUGAUCUGUUAUUAACGAUUUUUACUUUGUGGUCAUGUCCGGAACCAAUUAACAGUGAUAAACGAGGGACGACUAUAAUCUCCAUGUAAUAUUAUUACACAAUUGCUACUUUUUGAUGAUUAUCAUAUUAUCUGCCAACAAACUGAUCGAAAAAAUUGCUUCACAAGGAGAUAUUAAACUUUAAAAAAAUGCUUGCAAGAGAUUUUUUUUGCAUCAAAUAAUAUCAAGUUUUGAAAAGAUGACACAAUACUUUAUUGGCACACAUGACCAGGUUUUUGCAGUCCACAUAAGGAUCGGAGUUGGACACCUGUGUUCCGAAAUAUGCAUCAUUUUACACGUUACAGUACACAAUGUUGUACUUAUAAGGCAGUAAUUACGCAACAUCGCGUCUUAGCGCCCUCCUGCCACUUUCCAAGUUACCAUAGCAACAACUAGUUAUUUACAUUUUCAAGCAGAGGAAAGAAAGGAAUGAAUAUGCUGAGAGCGAAUGCCAAACAACGAGCGACUACAGUAUGCUAAAAAAAAAAAAAAUUUUAAAAAUGAAACUUUUUUUGGAUCGUGUUCCCACUUCCUGUCUGCGGUGGUCAUGUGACCGCACAUCCCGCGGAGGCUGCAGCCCGCGGCGCUCCGAUGGGGACGAGCGACGGCGGCCUGUACGACAAAGAGAGACCACGCCCACCUCACCCGACCCCUCCCUCCUUUCGAUCCCAUCGGAAUGUAUUUGUCAUCGAGAAUGUAAAUCCGCCGCUUUUUUCCCCAUCGGUGCUCAUCGCUCGGUGCGGCCAGUCAGGGGCGCCGCGACAGCGGGGCGCGAAAGAGUCAGCAGAGCAUCUCUACCUCACAUCCGCGCGCUGAUGCUCUUGUCCUCCUCCCAUGUGGCGCGGGGCCCCGCCCCCUUCCUCGGAAGUCCGUGUCGGCGUCCUGGUGUCUGUUCGGUGUCUUCGUCUACUCGUCGGACCCCCGGGAGGGCGGGGCUCCCCAUCUAAUCAACACACACAUUGAAUGUUUACAUCACUCUCCUUUGACUUUAUUAGGAACGCACACCAAGUACAAACGCGCCUUAUUCAGUGUUUCCGAAAAGCGUACGAAAGAGAAAGCGAAUGUGCUGGUUUACAUAUUGCAAAGAAAUACUCGGUGUACAUAGCACUAUGCCUCCCGGGGGAACGCGGGGAGGGAAAUCGACUUCGUCCCUCUAGCGCUCGGUUUUCCCAGGCGACAAAAAAAAAAACAAAAUUUUUGGGAAACCCCGCUUCGGACUAUCACGCUAGAAGGUUCUAUUUCCUUCCUUGGUUUUGAAUUGUGUUGUCCGUCUGUGUUCUGAAGAAUUUGAGAUGCAAUACGACGGGGGUGUCCAAGUGGAAAAAAAAUAUUCGUAAAAGUCCAUUCCCAACAUAACAUGGGAAUGUGUCUGUAAACUUUUGACUAGUACAGUACAGAACCCCAAAACCAGUGAAGUUGGCACUUUGUGUAAAUGGUAAAUAAAAACAGAAUACAAUGAUUUGCAAAUCUUUUUUAACUUAUAUUCAAUUGAACAGACUGCAAAGACAAGAUAUUUAACAUUCAAACUGGAAAAUUUGGUGAUUUUUGGCAAAUAUUAGCUCAUUUGGACUGUGAAACCUGCAACAUGUUUCUGAAAAGCUGGCACAAGUGGCAAAAAAGACUGGAGAAGUUGAGGAAUGCUCAUCAAGCAGGGGAACAGGUGGGUGCCAUGAAGCAGCUUCAGUCAUUCACAAACAAGGAACGGGACGAGGGUCCCCACUUUGUCAAAAAAUGCGUGAGCAAAUUGUCGAACAGUUUAAAAACAACAUUUCUCAACUAUUGCAAGGGAUUUCACCAUCUACGGUCCGAAAUAUCAUCAAAAGGUUCAGAGAAUCUGUAGAAAUCACUGAAAGUAAGCGAUGAUAUUACAACCCUUCGAUCACUUAGGCGGCGCCGCUUCAAAAAGCGACAUCGGUGUGUAAAGGAUAUCACCACACAGGCUCAGGAACACUUCAGAAAACCACUGUGGGUAACUAAAAUUGGUCGCUAUAUCUGUAAGUGCGAGUUAAAUCUCUAAUAUGAAAGGCAACAGCCAUUUAUCAACAACACCCAGAAACGUCUGCGGCUCAAAUGGACUGAUGUAAAGUGGGAAAGUGUUCUGAGGUCUGAUGAGGCCACAUUUCAAAUUGUUUUUGGACACUGUGGAUGUUGUGUCCUACAGUGGUAAAAAAAAAUUUGCAAUAUUUUGCUGCUAUUAAAUUCUAAGUUAAUGAUUUUUUCCCCCCAAAAAAGUUAAGUUUCUCAGUGUGAACAUUAAAUAUCUUGUCUUUUCAAGAUAACAGGCUAAUUGGGAACAGGUGGGUGCCAUGAAGCAGCUUCAGUCAUUCACAAGCAAGGAACGGGACGAGAGUCCCCACUUUGUCAACAAAUGCCUGAGCAAAUUGUCGAACAGUUUAAGAACAACAUUUCUCAACAAACUAUUGAAAGGAAUUUAGGGAUUUCACCAUCUAGGGUCCAUAAUAUCAUCAAAAAGGUUCCGAAAAUCUGUAGAAAUCACUGCACGUAAGCGAUGAUAUUACGACCCUUCGAUCCCUCAGGCGGCGCCGCAUCAAAAAGCGACAACGGCGUGUAAAGGAUAUCGCCACAUGGGCUCAGGAACACUUCGGAAAACCACUGUCAGUAACUACAGUUGGUUGUUACAUCUGUAAGUGCGAGUUAAAUCUCUAAUAUGCAAGGCAACAGCCAUUUGUCAACAACACCCAGAAACGCUGCCGGCUAAAAUGGACUGAUGCAAAGUGGGAAACUUUUCUGUGGUCUGACGAGGCCACAAUUCAAAUAGUUUUUGGACCCUGGAAGUUGUGUCCUACAGUGGUAAAAAUUGUUAGCAAUGUUUUGCUGCUAUUACAUUCUAAGUUAACUAUUUUUUCCCCCCAAAAAAGUUAAGUUUCUCAGUGUGAACAUUAAAUAUCUUCUCUUUGCAGUCUAUUCAAUAUAAGUUGAAAAGGAUUUGCGUAUCAUUGUAUUCUGUUUUUAUUUACCAUUUACACAAAGUGCCAACUUCACUGGUUUUGGGUUUUUCUAUUUUGUGAGCUUAGCAUCUUUUGACAAAAUCCAAAUGGACGCCCCUGUGCUCUGGAAUAAAUAAAGCCGUACAGUCGGGCCGCACACAGAAACAGGAAGAAUGCGGUGCGGCCGAAGCGUGUACGUACAAACAAAAACGAAAGAAAAAACAUCUUGCACACAUGACGUCGCCUCAGCUGGCGUCGCCGUGACGCCAUGCAGCGGACGGAUUGCGGGAGGCGGAGCGAGUCGCGGCCAGGUUGACGACGUUCGAGAUGACGCUGCAGAAAUCCCAGCUUGCCUAAACGCCAACACAGGAAGUACUUUUAAUCUGUGUCACGGCACCAAUAAUAAUGAAGCUUCAACCCGACUUCCCUCUGUACUGGGUUGCUAUGGUAACUAUGACGUAAGGCGUCAACAUGUACCAGAAUAAAUCCACGUAAAAACUCAUGAAAAACACUUUAAAAAAAAACUGCCAUCACUUAUUUCAGUAAACAAAACCCUUUAAUUCCUCUAAAAAUUCCCUGAAAAGCUAUCUUGGUUGACCCACUGACGUAAAAAUCUGUAAAAAAAAGUUUGUUACUGUCGUAUUUUCCGGACGAUAUAAGCCCUACUCACUAAAUCUUACAACAAAAACACCAUUUUCCAUAUUUUAGUCGCACCUGACUAAAAGCCGCCGAUAUACACCUUGUGCAAUGAGUUAUUUACACAGAAAGAUUCUGUAAAUGUCACCUACUCAGUAGCCUGGUGGUUAAGAGCGUCCGCCCUGAGUUCAAACCCCGGCCGAGUCAUACCAAAGAGUAUAAAAAUGGCACCCAUUACCUCCCUGCUGGGCACUUGGCAUCAAGGGUUGAAAUUUGUGGUUAAAUCACCCAAAAAAUGAUUACCGGGCGCGGCCACCGCUGCUGCUCACUGCUCCCCUCACCUCCUAGGGGGUAAUCAAGGGUGAUGGGUCAAAUGCAGAGGAUAAUUUCGCCACGCCUUGUUUGUGUGUAGCAAUCAUUGGUACUUAAACUUUAAUCGUUUCAAAACGGUGUCUGUGGCAAGGCAGCAAAACGUCUGAUUGAACAAAACAGAAGUCACCGUCAUGGUCCCACUAGCUGCGAAAACUCCACGGUGACGUUUUGGUGAAUUUGUAGGUUAAUAGAAAAAGAAUGCAAGUGUAAGUUAAUAAUACUAACACAGACACCCGAAAAUGUGCUAGCAUUCUUGCUAUUACGAUAGCACGUACAAAUAUAAAUGUAAACACUGCUGCAGACAUCACACGUGACGGUUUAGCUAGUAUGAAUAGUUUUAGUGAUAUUGUAAAACGUAUAAACGUUCCUUAGAGCAGGGGUCACCAACCUUUUUGAAACCAAGAGCUACUUCUUGGGUACUGAUUUAUGCGAAUGGCUACCAGUUUGAUACAUACUUAAAUAAAUUGCCAGAAAUAGCCAAUUUGCUCAAUUUACCUUUAAUAAAUAAAUAUUUAUAUUGAAAAAAUGGGUAUUUCUGUCGUACAUUUUUGUUCCUUUUACGGAAGGUUUUUUGUAGAGAAUAAAUGAUGAAAAAAAAACUCAAUUGAACGGUUUAAACGAGGAGAAAACACGAAAAAAAUGAAAGUUACAUUUUGAAACAUAGUUUAUCUACAAUUUUGACUCUUUAAAAUUCAAAAUUCAACCGAAAAAUAUGAAAAGAAAAACUAGCUAAUUCGAAUAUUUUUUUUAAAAAUUAAAAAAUUAUUUAUGGAAUAUCAUUAGUAAUUUUUCCUGAUUAAGAUUAAUUUUAGAAUUUUGAUGACAUUUUUUAAAUAGAUUAAAAUCCAAUCUGCACUUUGUUAGAAUAUAUAACAAAUUGGACCAAGCUAUAUUUCUAACAAAGACAAAUCAUUAUUUCUUCUAGAUUUUCCAGAACAAAAAUGUUAAAAGAAAUUCAAAAGACUUUGAAAUAUGAUUUAAAUUUGAUUCUACAGAUUUUCUAGAUUUGCCAGAAUAUUUUUAUCUUAUUUUAAUUAUAAUAAGGUUGAAGAAAUAUUUCACAAAUAUUCUUUGUCGAAAAAACAGAAACUAAAAUGAAGAAUUUAAUUAAAAUGUAUUUAUUAUUCUUUACAAUAAAAAAAAUUAAAAUACCUGAACAUUGAUUUAAAUUGUCGGGAAAGAAGAGGAAGGAAUUUAAUAGGUAAAAAGGAAUAUGUGUUUAAAAAUCCUAAAAUCAUUAUUAAGGUUGUAUUUUUCUUCUAAAAUUGUCUUUCUGAAAAUUAUAAGAAGCAAAGUAAAAAAAUAAAGGAAAUUAUUUAAACAAGUGAAGACCAAGUCUUUAAAAUAUUUUCUUGGAUUUUCAAAUUCUAUUUGAGUUUUGUCUCUCUUAGAAUUAAAAAUGUAGAGCAAAGCGAGACCAGCUUGCUAGUAAAUAAAUAAAAUUUAAAAAUAGAGGCAGCUCACUGGUAAGUGCUGCUAUUUGAGCUAUUUUUAGAACAGGCCAGCGGGCGACUCAUCUGGACCUUACGGGCUACCUGGUGCCCGCGGGCACUGCGUUGGUGACCCCUGCCUUAGAGUGAUGAAUGCUAUGGAUGACUAAAAGACGUAACGGAAAUUGUACUUCCGGUUGAAAGCGCUAAACAGAAUGCCACUGCAGCACCAGGCUCAUCCAAAAGAUGGCGCUGUAGCACAAACAAUAAAACACCUGUUCAGUGUCUUAAAAACUAUUUGCAUAGGCGAAGGAAAGUCCAUAAAUUAGCCGCAGGGAUCAAAGCGUAGGGAAAAAAGUAGCGGCUAUAGUCCAGAAUAUAAGGUAUAUUAAAAAUAUGAAAAAUGCGUGCUGGGAUUUCCUGCAGCGUCUCCGGCUCGGAGGGCGGACGUCCAACAUGGCAAGCCUUAAAACCAAUAGGAGGGAUGACACAGCUGCCACUUUAGCUAUUACUCUUUAACAGCUCUCCAAUCCAAUGUGGUUUAUUCCACGUAGUAAUUCUAACUUUUUUCAAUAGCCAUAUUAUAAAAGCUAUAUACAUAUAUAUAUGAAUAUAUAUAUAUUUGUGUGUUUGUGUAGAUAUCUAGAUGAUUAUAUACUUUCUUAUAGAAAAUGUUGAUGUUUGACCAUUUUCCUCAGUGUCACGUGUUUCAGUGUAAUAAUAGCACUGUCCACCAGGGCGAGCUCCUGGCACGCUUCGGGGCAAUGAAUCCAAAUAAUAAUAAUAAUAAUAAAUAUAAUGAUACUAAUCACCACUUCCAAAGGGAAAAGACCCUCGCCAGGAUGCAAUACUUUCCACUCUUCAGUUGGGAAAAGUGUGUGGUGGGGGGGAGGUGUCAGAAAACCACAAAAACUUGACAGGCAAGUUGACCAAAAAAGACAAAAAAGAAAGAAAAAUCAAGAUGGCGGCUUUGUUGUUUUGUGUUGGCGCGCCACGGCCCGCUAAAACUUUGAUUUCUGUUUUUGUACUAUUUUCUUGUCACUUUUCAACAUUUGAACACACAAAAAAAACUUUAAAGAUGUCAAAGGAGCACUUGGUAGGCAAUUACGAAUCAACGUGAGCGGAACAAAAACACUUAAAAGGGCAAAUGUCGGUUGUGUUUUCACAUCUAAUGACUAUCAAACUCACGUGAUUCUUUUGUUUUUAUUUUUUUUGACAUAGUUUUUGUUAAAACACAAACGAGAAAAAUACUUGUAGUGAGAUUUUAUAUUUUUACAUCGGUUGCUUUUCUUUUUCUUUUUUAUUUAUGCGCCACUUAGUUUGGAUGUCUUUUAAAGGUGUUUUUUUUUUCUUUCUUUGCUUUCGUGUGAUUUUUCAUGUCUUGAGAAUGUGGAGACAUUAAAAAAAACAACAAAAAAAAAAGGCAUUUCAGUAUUUUUGAAAUGUUCAAAUCUAGUUUCAUAGAAACGGAAGUACCUGAUGUUAUAAAUUAUAUUUUGAUCCAUGUAAAUAGUUUAAAACAGAAGACUUAUAUGGCUUCUUUUUAAACUGAAUACAUUUCUCUUCAGAGAUUGUUUACAUUAUGAAACUGUAGAUACGUGCUCCUCAUAUACUGUAUAAAGUACAUAUAUUCAUUGAUUUGCCUCCAAAAAUAAAACCCUAAUGAACAGCA